AUGGCGCGUCCAGCUGAUCCGUACCAGCAGCCCAUCAGGAUGGACCUGGAGUAUUCCCAGCUCUGGAAAGCCUUCCAUGAGAUCGGCACAGAGAUGGUCAUCACCAAAACCGGCAGGAGGAUGUUCCCUUACUGUAACAUCAGGGUGUCCGGACUGCUGCCCUACGCCAAGUACGUGAUCAUGGUGGACGUUCUACCGGUGGAUAAUUUUAAAUACAAGUGGAACAACGAGCAGUGGGAGGUGGCGGGGAAGGCCGAGCCGCAGCCGCCCUGCAGGACCUACGUCCACCCGGACUCUCCUGCGCCGGGCAGUCACUGGAUGAAGCAGCCAAUCUCCUUCCUCAAACUCAAGCUCACCAACAACCCACUGGACCAGCGAGGCCACAUCAUCCUGCACUCCAUGCACCACUACCAGCCUCGCUUCCACGUGGUCCAGGCCGACGACCUCUACAGCGUCAGGUGGAGCGUCUUCCGGACCUUCACGUUCCCCGAAACCACCUUCACGGCGGUCACGGUCUACCAGAACAACAAGAUCACCAAGCUGAAGAUCGACCACAACCCGUUCGCAAAGGGCUUCAGAGAGGAAGGAACCCACGGCAAAAGACACAGAGCUCAGAAGAGUCAGCAGAGUUCAGAGAGCUCAACCAAGAAACAGAAAAUGACAGACGGUGAAACUCCGUUCAUGUGUUACUCAGAAAUCCCCAGGCUUCCGUAUGACCCUCGGCGGGACGAUUCGGACACCAUGCUGCUCCCUAAAAACGCGCAGGACGAGCACAUGUCGCCCUGGGGAGGGGAACAGGACCCCGGCCAAAAUCUGCACGGUGAGGGAUCCAUGGACUACAGCAACUCUGAGCAACUGGUACCAGGACAGGCCAGCUACCAACCGCACAGAUCUCAAAACCAGUUUGCCAGGCUCUCCCCGCCAUCCUGCUCAGACGGCCAGCCCGACUGCCACGGGUUCGAGCCCAAAUCGACCGACAUGACCACCGUUCCCGACCAGGAGCUCUCCAGACCCCUGCCCUCCAUGAGCACGGGUUCAUCUCCGUGUGAAGCUCUGGACUUCUCCACGAACGCCAACAUCCAAAACGCCAACUCCAAACCCAGACCGGGUCUCAACACUCACCCUCUGUACGGACACGGCCAUUCCAGCACGGAGCAACCUUCAGGGCACUGGGGCGGGGCUUUACCGGGGCAGUACCCGAGCCAGGCUUACCCCGCAGUGCACCUGCACCCACACCCACACCCCAAGCUGCAUAUGCACCCGCAUCCGAACCCGCAUCCACACCCACAAACGCACCAUCUAAUGUCAGAGCACAGCCUUCAUCCGCCGGGGUACCACCACGCCAACAUAGCCGAAUGGAGUCAGUACUCGCUCUUCUCCUACUCCUGCUGAACCCUACAGGAGCCAAAACCACGUCUCCAAGGACUUGGUCAAAAAUAAAAAGACAAUGUUGAUGCACCGUCCACUAAAGUCUGAGAGCCAUACAAGGAGAACGUGAAGGAUGACUUAAGUUCAAGAAGGUGUAGUGGACC
This is a messenger RNA of Trichomycterus rosablanca, 1532 nucleotides long. RefSeq names its product T-box-containing protein TBX6L-like. Gene Ontology annotation, cellular component: nucleus. Gene Ontology annotation, biological process: regulation of transcription by RNA polymerase II; pattern specification process; heart morphogenesis. Bases 1 to 1392 code for a protein of 463 amino acids. Gene Ontology annotation, molecular function: DNA-binding transcription factor activity, RNA polymerase II-specific; RNA polymerase II cis-regulatory region sequence-specific DNA binding. NCBI's taxonomy places the organism in Eukaryota, Metazoa, Chordata, Actinopteri, Siluriformes, Trichomycteridae. The transcript has 8 exons. The record is from RefSeq and is a predicted model, not a curated record.